CUUAAACUUCUGUAUUUUUGUCUGGGUUUUCUCUGUCUGUUUGAUACAGGCCAGUCGCCUGUUCUUUAAACAAAGGCCAUUGCGCUUGAUUCAUUUUAUUUGGUGAUGAUCCUGCUAGUCCGUUUGUUACCUGUCGUGAGCUGGAUGCCAUUUUGAGUUUCCUACCUGUGUAGUUCCGUGACACUGUCAGGAGGAUAUAGCAGAGGAAGAUCUCUGCACUAGUGAGUCCAGUAGCUGCAGCAUGGAUGGACCACAGAGCCAAGGCCCUCCCCCGGGGAUCAGGCCAAUUGUUCCUAUUGAUAACAAAACUCGCAUCCCAAGACCAAUGCAGUGUAGUGUUUUGCUGCUAAAUGGGGAGGUGUACGAGGUGGCUGUUGACAAACGAUCAACAGGACAAACCCUUUAUGAAAGAGUUUGUGAUCACUUGGACUUGCUGGAGAGGGACUAUUUUGGGCUGACCUUUAAAGAAGACCUUGACCCAGAGAAUGUGAAAUAUUGGCUCGAUCUGAACAAAAAAAUUACCAAACAAAAAAAAAGAGGAAAGAUGGAAUUUGAGUUUGCGUUGAAGUUCUAUCCCCCAGAUCCUACUCAGCUUUCAGAGAGUUUGACCAGAUACCUAGUUUGUCUACAGAUUAGGAGAGACAUAAUAAGUGGAAAGCUGCCUUGCUCUCAGGCUACACACGCCAUGUUAGGGUCCUAUGCUGUCCAGGCUGAUAUUGGUGACUAUGACCCCAUUGACCAUGGCACAGGUGUGGAUUACAUUAGAGACAUGCCUUUUGCCCCAGACCAGACUGAAGACUUAAUCUACAAAAUUGCUGCCUUACACAAACAACACAAAGGACAAACCCCAGAGCAGGCAGAGCUGCAUUAUCUGGAGUACAGUAAAAAAAUUGCCCUGUAUGGAGUAGAUCUUCAUAAGGCCAAGGAUUCUGACUAUGUUGAUAUUUUACUGGGUGUGGGAGCUACUGGCAUUUCUGUAUACAGAGAUAAUCUCAGGAUCAACAGAUUUGUUUGGCCAAAGAUCUUAAAAAUAUCUUACAGAAGAAACAAGUUCUUGCUUAGGAUUCGCCCAGCAGAGUUUGAGACUUAUGAAAGCUGGAUUGCAUUUAGACUUCCAAACAAUAAAAUGGCCAAACGUGUGUGGAAAAUUGCAGUGGAACACCAUGCUUUUCUUCGUUUGAGAUCAGCUGAUGAUGCCAAGAAGAGGACAGGCUUCCCACGGUUUGGUUCCAAGUAUCGCUACUCUGGCAGGACACUUUAUCAGACAAGGCUCAAUGCUUCCAUGGCAGACAGACCAUCCAAGCAGUUUGAGAGGGCUCACAGCAGACAGUCCCUGAACUCGGUCUUAAAUAACAACAAAUCUAGGAGUCAGGAUAAUUUGAGUCAUCGACGUGACUUGUAUGAAUAUCGUAGCCUGGAUAUUCACAAUCUUUCGUUUAAUGCAAUGAAGGAAGAUGUGAAUAGAUCGGCACUUUCAAGAGUAACUGAAGAUUCCUUCCAGGAAGACAGAACACCGUUGCAGUCUCCACUACCAAAAGAAGAAUCUCCCAAAGUUAUAACUCGAGAAAUUAUUAGGCAACCAGUUAAAAAGGCCAAAGGGGAAAGUUCAUCUUCAGAGGAUGAAGAUUUUGAUAACCGGCUUCCUGCAGUUCCUCAAGAUUCCCCACAAGAAGAGAGAAGGCCAACUGUCAGGUAUUCUCCUCAUGAAGAUAGGAGAGGUGUGUCCAACCACAUGGGAGGGGUGGCAACUCCUCUAGCAGCAGUAGCCCUGCAGAACAAGAGGAGAUCUGAGAGUGACAGAUCAGAAAGUCUGGACCGGUCAAGAGACAGUUCCAGUGCAAAGGGUAGCUUAGACUCUAUUGAUCUGAAGGAAACACCUGCAGCUAAAGUCAAGCCUGCAGUUGCACCAAAACCUGGCAAAGAAAAGCCUCCAGUUGCUAAAAAACCAGAAAAGCCUCCAGUAGCGGAAAAACCACAGAAAGCUCUAAAGCCUUCAAAGAAAGAAAAGGAAAAUGAAUCUAAGAAGGAAAAAGACUCCAAAAAAGAAAAAGAUUCUAAAAAAGAAAAACCUCCUAAAAAAGAAAAAGAAACACCUCCUAAAAAAGAAAAAGAAGCAAAGAAAGAAAAAGACUCAAAAAAAGACAAGGGAGCAAAAAAGGAGGCAGUAAGAGAAGUGUUUAUGUAAAAGUUGUGUGUAUAGCUCUGUGUUCACAAUUGUUAUCAAACUAUCAGCAGCAUACAUUUUAAUGUUUAUAUUUGUCUUAUCGAUUUUUUCAGUACUUUUGUUGUAUGUCCAUUGAUUUUCAAUUGCGGUUUAUAACAUAGUUAUCAUAUUGUAUGCUGACUUGAGUUUAAUCAGUUUACAAGUAGAACUGAUCUUUUUAUACCAUAAACAGUGGGCAGCCUAAGUAAGAGAGAUUAUAGAUGCCGAUAUUAUCUUUUAUCAGUUUUAAAUUGUGUAUUUGAUUUCUUCAUUGAAAGGUAAAACUGUUAUCCAUUUUCAUUCUCAGUUUCAACCAAUUUCAAUACAUUUUUGCUGCUUGUUAAUUUGUGAGUUUUGAAGAAUGGCAUAAUUGUUUACUUUGUGAAGUUUACUUUUCGUCCAUUACAAUUGUGAACUUGAAAAAGAUUAGUAUGGAUUAGUAGUUGUGGGGAUUUUUACUGUACAUAUUUGUUUUAAAUAGUCCCUUAAAUUGAAUAUUAUUGACUGUAAAAAAGACUGUAUAUGAUGUUGGAAAGUGUUUUAUAUAUCAUCCAUUGUAUAUUUCACAUUUAGUGUUUGCACUGGAUUACUUUUAACUCCAGACUGCACAGUUGUCUUGUAGUGGAGCAAUAUUUAAUUUUCUAUCCUGCAUUUUUAAGGCUUGUUUGGGCAUCAUUUUAAUCCAAGAUAUGUAACCAAAAAAAGUGUGUUGCCAUUUUUUAGGUUAGUUUUUUUUUUUUUUUUUAACAUUUUGUACUACCAGAUACCAGAUUUUAAAUAAGAUCUUUUUUUAGUUUUUUGUUCUAGACAACAAAGUAAAUUUUACUAAAAAUUUUUUAUUGUAAAAUUUUAAGUGCUCAAUGUAAAAAAAAUAUUUAUAUUUUUAAAGAGCUAUUACAGGUAAAUAUUCUAAUGCAAUGCCUUCCAUUUUAAUUAACAAUAUUUUCAUGAUCGUUAACUUGGUCUUUAAAAUAAAGGUUGAAUUAAAAUGUAAAAUAUUGGCCACAUGUACUAUUUUAUAUUUGAUACUCUUUAUUCCUUGUAAUUCGUAACCCAACAUUCCAUAUUGUUUACAAGAUUGUACAUUUUUAUAUAUGCAAAAAUUUUGACAGCAUGUUUAAUGAAUUGGCAGUUUUUUAAUGAAAGUGUAAUGUAUACUUUUAAUUUCAUAAUAUUGUCUGUUUUUAACUAUACAACCAUUGAACAUUAAUAAACAUCAACAUACAAUUUAAAAAUGUUUC
Physella acuta is the source of this 3444-nucleotide messenger RNA. RefSeq names its product band 4.1-like protein 3. Gene Ontology annotation, molecular function: cytoskeletal protein binding. Gene Ontology annotation, cellular component: plasma membrane; cytoskeleton. NCBI's taxonomy places the organism in Eukaryota, Metazoa, Mollusca, Gastropoda, Physidae. Gene Ontology annotation, biological process: actomyosin structure organization. The record is from RefSeq and is a predicted model, not a curated record.